GGAUGUUUUUGAUCAUUAUCCUGUGGCUGACCCACCACCUGCCAAAAAGUUCCAGUUUUGUUUCGUCUGUCUGAAGGACAUUCUUCCAGAAGCUUUGUUACUUGUCAACAUGCAGUUUGGCAAAUUCAGGUCUGGCUUUUUAUAUUAUUUGUGUUUUACAGUGAUGUCCUCCUUGGUCGUCUCUCAUGACGUCCACUUUGGCUCUUACGGAUGGUGCGAUCUCACACACUGAUGUACCCUGACCUUGGACGUCACCUUUAAUUUCUUUGGAGGUUGUUCUGAACUCUUUUGUUGCCCUUCGCAUUAUACAUUUUUUUCAAUUUGUCAUCAAUUUUCCUCCUGUGGAUCUUAAAAUAUGUGCAGCUGUAGUCAGAGGACAGUCACCGCUGCUUGUAGACGGUCUUAAAGCAUUUAUUUACCUUUCACUUGUCCAUAGUGUUCUUUGUAAUUCCCUGAGACAACGCUGUCCUUCAGCAUGUUCAGUGUGGUUACACACCAUGUCACCCAGCAGCACGGUGACUACUAGUUACCCUUCAAAGAACCCGAUCAACUGAUUCCAAGUUUCGAGACACCUGGUAUGCUAAUUAGAGGACACACCUUUGUUUGAACAUGUCCCUGUGGUCAAAUUAUUUUCAGUCUUUUCUCAGGGUAUCAUCAUUUUUGUCCAGGUCUGUUUCAUGAGUUAGUGUUUUUUUUUAAAUAAUUCAGUUGAACCACAAUUCAAAAGCAAUAUCUGAUUUUAAUUUUCAUCUAUUAUUCCUUUUGUCAGAUUUACAUUUAUGUUGCUGUAAUUCAUCAGCUUAUCUCUUCCUGUUCUCCUUCUGCCCAUCUCCAACAGCAGCUCAUCCAUCAAGCAUGGCACCACAGUCACUGAGGUGCUGCUUCUGCAGUGUCCCAAGCUGUUCAAAUAAUUAAAGUUUCCAAAUCUGGGUUUUCCAUGGCUCUCCAGCUGAUGCAGAGGCACACACCCGUUGGUUGAGGGCGAUUAAAGAAGAUGAAGGGCCCCUUUUUAAAAUCCUGCGUGGGAGCGCUUUUGCCUGCAGUCAGCACUUCACACCAGGGAAUAAGCAUGUUUCUACCUGUGGAGGAAACAAGACGAAGAAAGGCUCAGUGCCAUCCGGACUCAAGUGGAAUGAAUGGAGAAGAGACGGCAGCACAGAGGAUACAUCCUGUGCAGGUCCAGCACUAAAAGAUCACAACUACACCUGCCAUCUGUCUUCUGAAGAUGCAUCCCAGGCAGGUGCAGUGCUGCAAGAUCACGACUACAUCUACCAUCUGUCUUCUGGCAGCAGCACAGAGGGUGCAUCCCAUGCAGAUGCAGCACCUGAAGACCACGCUUACACCCUCCACCCCUCUGCCGGUGGUGAUGAAAGAAGCGAAUCCCCAUGAGGAAUGGAGCUUCGGUGUGGAGCAGCGGCACCCAAAUGUCCUCCACAUAAAAGAGGAACAGGAGGACCCAGAAGAUGCCACAGCUUUCUCCAUUGUGUAUGUAAAAACCGAAGAUGAUGAAGAAGAAUCUGAGUUGUCGCAGCUUCAUCAGUCAGAAUCAUUAUCGCCAUUCACAGCUGACUCCUUGACACCAGCCGCAGUUAUCCAGAAACGGGUGGAGAUUAAAAGAGAAGAUCCCCAUGACUGGAGCGCCAGUAUCGACCAGGAGGAACCAGAGCGCCUUCACAUCAAGGAGGAACCAAAAGAAAGUCAGGAGGCAGAGCAGCCCAGUGACUCGGAGGAUGAUAGCUCGUGGUUCCCCAAUGUUGUUGUAAAGAGUGAAGAUGAAGAGGAAGACACUGAGUCGUCCAUAAAGGCCGAAGAGCCUCUAACCAGCUGUUCCUUCAAACUGAUUAAAACAGAAAGUGAUGGAGAGCAGUGUGAGGGAGCAGACUCUGCCAGGAGUCAUUUUCAGAUUACCACCGAUGGAGAGGAAUCAGACUGCUCUGAGACUGAAGUCAGCGGUGAGGACGACGACGGCGGCCCGGGGUUUUCUCACGCCGUUGCUGUAACUGAAGAUAGUAGCAGAGGUUGGAAAGAGAGCAGGUCAUGUGAGUCAGAUGUUGGAAACUAUUUCAGCUCUUCUGUGUCUCUUCAGAACCACCUUUCCAACCAUUAUGUUCAGAGCAAAACAGCCGCCCCCACAGGAGAGAAACCUUCAGUUUGCCGUAUUUGUGGCAAGAGGUUUGCGGAAAAGUUGGACCUGAAGAUGCACAUGAACGUGCAUAAGGUAGAUAAAACAUUUGUGUGUGGCGAUUGUGGAAAAACGUUCAGGCAAAGCUCACAUCUGAAGGUACACAUGAGAAUUCAUACGGGAGAGAAACCAUUCAGUUGUAGCUUUUGUGGUCGAGGGUUCACGGAUAAUUCAAACCUUACCUCGCACAUGAGAGUCCACACAGGUGAAAAGCCUUUCAGCUGCGACGUGUGCGGGAAAAAGUUUAAGCUGAAGUCAUUACUGAAAGGACACAUGAGUGUCCACACGGGAGAAAAACAGUUUAGCUGCAGCAGUUGUGGGAAGGAAUUUCCGGUCAAAACAUAUCUGGACUCGCACAUGAAAAUCCACACAGGGGAGCGACCCUUCGACUGCCAGAAGUGUGGGAAAAAAUUCAAACAAAAGUCACAUCUGGAAAAACACAUGAAUGUUCACACCACAGAAAAGCCGUUUUGUUGUGGCGAUUGUGGAAAAAGAUUUAAACAAAAGUCUUAUCUGAAAACGCACAUGAGCGUCCACACAGCGGAGAAUCCGUUCGGCUGCGAUGUUUGUGGAAAAACAUUCAAAUAUAAGUCGGAAUUGGAACGACACAUACAAAUCCACACGGGAGAAAAACCAUUCAGCUGUGAUAAUUGUGGUAAAAGAUUUACAAGAAACUCACUGUUGAAACGACACAUGGAAGUCCACACAAGAGAUAAAACGUUUGGCUGUGAGGACUGUGGAAAAAGGUUCAUAAAAAACUCUCAUCUGAAGCGGCACAUGAGUGUCCACGUGGCAGAGAAAGCAUUUGGCUGUGAGAUUUUAAGUAACGAUCUGAACUAGUUUGAGUUUAUAUAUGAGAGAAUAACCUAACUGUGUGACUAUAAGCAUGAAAAAUCUUUCAAUGCUUUUUGAAGAAAAACUUUUCUGUAAAAUAUUUGGUAGGAAAAUUCAAAGAAAAUGGAAAACACAUGGAGACACUUUUACUCAGAGUCAAACCUCCGUAACGUCGGUGUUUUGCUGUGCUGACACUUUUAUGGUCAAUUCGAUUUCACAUUUUUUUCUUCAUUCAUAGCUCCCCAUGUUGUAAUGCUGUAAUCUUACAAUAAGGAGAAAACCUUUAGUUGAAAUGAUGUAAAUGAUGUAUUUCUCAACUAAACACUAAACUGCUGUUUUUAUUUUGAUGUGAAGACCAGUCUGAAUUUACAUGUUGCUAUCCAUAAAAGAGACAUUUAGCUUUUUCAUUAUACAUGGUGAAAAGAUUGUAGAGCGGCAGUCUCUCUCUGUCUGGCUCCCUGUUAGACUUAGCAGUUACUGAUAUUCACCUUGCUGGAGAAAAGUCUUUAACAUACUGUCUGACAGUAUGGCAGAUGGUGGCGCAAAAAGGCUUGAAACAAUCAUAUUGGAAAAAAACUACAACAAUUCUAACACCAGAGAAACUUCUCCUCUUGGCUCAGAUACUGACCUUGUUGUAUAUAAGCUCACGUGUUCUGCAGUGUGUGAUUGAACCUGUAUUUGUUGUUUACGUAAGUGACUGUACCUGUGUUUGUUUGCUGCCGUCUUGGUCAGGUGACUCUCAGGAAAGUGGUUUCAGUCUGAAUGAGUAGUUUCACUCCUAGAUGAUGAGAGCCGCUUCUCAUCUGCUCACUAAAAACAGCUCAUUCUUUUUUCAAGUUGUGAAGGAUCUAGAGCUUUUUUUUGUUGUUGUCUGGCAUCAUAUCAUCAAUGUGGAACCAAGUUCUCCAUCAAAGGUUAAUUUAUCUUUCUGCUCAUCUGUUUGUGAAACUCUUGAGUCACUUUUUCUUUUUUGAAAUAAAAGUUUCAGGACUGUAAUCAACCUGAUUGAACCACUUCCACCAACCUGUUGAUGUGCAAUUUAUCAAUAACCAAAACCUCGUUUUAACAAGACACUUUAUUUUUAUUUAAAAAAAACAAAGAUUUUUUUUCACAUUGCAGAUGUAAAAAAAUAACACGAGAACAUGUCUUAUGACAUGAAAUACAAUACAACAUAAAGCUACAUGCAAAAAUAAAUUUAUAUGGAAGUUUUGCGUUAUGUCUUUGGAAAUGGACAAAUAUUUUAUGUGAUACGUUUUCUUCAUAUGUUUAAGACUUGAGCUCAGACACAGAAACCCAGUUUAGUGUGCCGAAAAGAUCUAAUCUCUUAUUGGCUGGCCAACACUUAAAAAUAAAUUAUUGACUGACACAAGCACAUUGUAUAGUUGACCAAUAACUGGCUGCUUUAACUUAAAAACUCAGCUGUUCUUCCCAAAGCAGGAGCUGGACACGGUCAUACGCUUCAAUAAAUGCUCUAGUUGCUCUUUCAUUCUUUCCUUCAUGAGCGACUCAGCCUCAAAGCGCUGACAGCUCAGCUACACUCCAGUGAAACAGCUUUUAAUAAAUAAACCAGAGAUGAAGGAAUACUGAAGUAAUUAGUUACUUUUUAAGUGACUCUGUUCAGUUGACCGGUUCACCCACAGGAGUCGCUACAAGAUAAUGUUGCAUGAACUUAAAGGGGCUUCGCUUAACAUGCUGAUUCCCACAUUCUGCAAAAACACAAACGUGUGUGCAUUAGCGUAUAAUUUAAAACUCACCAUAUCUCCUAUAGUGCAUUGAUUGAUAGAAACCGAAUGGAUCUCUGUGUGUGUAUUGCUGUUGUCUCUGUGACGCCAGAAGAAGUCGAAUUAGGGUGUAAAGAGUCUUAAAGGAUAAACGCAGUCAGUGAGACUAAACACACUCAGUAAAAUCUCAUGAGGUCCGUAUGAGCCGACUGGAGCGUCACAGCGAAUCACCGAGCAGAACUGACUGCUCAGCUUAUCUUGAAAAUAGUAAUUUUAUUGUUUUACUUUGUCCAGGUGGUUCUAAUUGAGAUUUCUUGGGUUUUCAACUUAUUUUUUGUCCACCUUGCCUUUGCUGUGGAAGAUUCAGUCUUGUUUGUCUUAAAUGUGUUUGACCUUCAUACAUUUCAAUAAAUGGCAAUGAUC
Messenger RNA from Salarias fasciatus (jewelled blenny), 5160 nucleotides. RefSeq names its product zinc finger protein OZF-like. The record is from RefSeq and is a predicted model, not a curated record. Gene Ontology annotation, molecular function: DNA-binding transcription factor activity; RNA polymerase II cis-regulatory region sequence-specific DNA binding. Bases 1226 to 3022 code for a protein of 598 amino acids. Gene Ontology annotation, biological process: regulation of transcription by RNA polymerase II. The transcript is spliced from 5 exons. Lineage: Eukaryota; Metazoa; Chordata; Actinopteri; Blenniiformes; Blenniidae.